This is a messenger RNA of Hyalella azteca, 2506 nucleotides long. RefSeq names its product galactokinase-like. Gene Ontology annotation, molecular function: ATP binding; galactokinase activity. The transcript has 8 exons. Gene Ontology annotation, cellular component: cytosol; cytoplasm. Gene Ontology annotation, biological process: galactose metabolic process; carbohydrate phosphorylation. NCBI's taxonomy places the organism in Eukaryota, Metazoa, Arthropoda, Malacostraca, Amphipoda, Hyalellidae. The coding region runs from base 17 to 1204 and encodes 395 amino acids. The record is from RefSeq and is a predicted model, not a curated record.
UUGUGGAGAGCGGACGAUGGCGGAUGUUGCUCGAGAAGUUUCCGUGGAAGAGCUAAUAGAAAAUGCUCGGAAGAAGUUUUCCGACACUUUUAAACGAUCACCAACGGUAGCAGGCAUUGCCCCAGGAAGAGUAAAUAUUAUUGGAGGACACACAGAUUACAAUGAAGGUUUCGUUUUCCCUAUGGCCCUGCCGCUGUACACGGUGGUUGUGGGCGGUCCUUCCGACGACGUUGGGAGGUGCCGGGUGGUGACUCUGGCUGCGGGUGCCGACGACCCUCGUGACGUUGAGUUCAGCACUCCUACGUCAGAGCAGCCCCUCACCAGGAGUGAUGCUCCGGCGUGGGCUAAUUACGUCAAAGGAGUCGUUGCCAACUUCCACGGGAACUUGGUGGGGUUCAACGCGGUGGUGGCCAGCUCGGUGCCCCUCGGUGGGGGCCUCUCCAGCAGCGCCGCCCUCGAGGUCGCGACCUACAGCUUCUUAGAGGCUCUCACCCAGUCACCUGCUCAGAGCCCACGCGAGAAAGCUCUGGCCUGUCAGCGCGCGGAGCACGACUUCGCUCUCAUGCCGUGCGGCAUCAUGGACCAGUUCGUCUGCAGCAUGGCCGAGGCUGGCAACAUUCUUCUCAUUGACUGCAGAGACCUGUCAUGCGAGCUGGUACCGUUCACUGAAGACUCACUGCGCGUGGUCGUCUGCAACAGCAACGUGCGCCACACGCUCUCAGGCUCAGAGUACCCCGCCAGACGCGCUGACUGUUUCGCUGCUGCUAAAGUUUUGGGCAAAAAAAGUCUACGUGAAGCGACCAUGGAUGACAUUCAGAAUCACUUGGCGUCUCUGACCGACGUGACCAUACGACGCGCGCGUCACGUGGUCACUGAGAUCACGCGCACGCAGGAGGCCGUGGCCGCCCUCAAGCGGCGCGACUACAAAACUUUCGGCAAACUCAUGACUGAGUCACACAACUCUCUCAGGGAUGAACAGGAGGUGUCGUGUCCUGAGCUGGAUGCGCUGGUGGAGGCGGCGCUGGGAGUGCCGGGGGUACUGGGCUCCCGCAUGACGGGAGGAGGCUUCGGGGGCUGCACAGUCACCCUGGUCGAAGCUGGCAGCGUGGACGCCCUCCUGAGUCGCGUCAAGGAGCAGUACUCCGGCCAGCCAACUUUCUACGUCGCUGCUCCUGCGGGGGGCGCCUACACCAUCACCUUCUGAGACCCCUAUAUCACUUUUUGAGCCGCCAGCAUCACCUUCUGGAGCCCAGCAUCACCUUCUAAGCCGCCAGCAUCAUCUUCUGAGCCUCCAACGUCACUUUCUGAGCCCCCAACAUUACUUUCUGAGCCCCAGCAUCACCUUCUAAGCCGCCAGCAUCACGUUCUGGAGCCCAGCAUCACCUUCUGAGCCUCCAACGUCACUUUCUGAGCCUCCAGCAUCACCUUCUAAGCCCCAGCAUUACCUUCUAAGCCCCCAACAUCACCUUUGAACCCCCAACAUCACUUUCUGAGCCCCCAGCAUCAUUUUCUGUCUCCCAGCAUCCUCUUCUGAGCCACCAGUAUCAUCUUUUGAGCCCCAAACAUCACCUUUUGGAGCCAAGUAUCACCUUCUGAGCCUCCAACGUCACUUUCUGAGCCCCCAACAUCACUUUUUGAGCCCCCAACAUUACUUUCUGAGCCCCCAACAUCACCUUCUGAGCCUCCAGUAUCCCUCUCUCAGCAUCGCCAGCAAGUUCUAGUGGCAUCACGAUGAGAAAUAUAUUUACCGUUCAAGCCACAGCAAGAGCUUUUUUUGCCAUUUACGGAAUUGCAAAAUUUCCGCUAGAUGAAUUACCUUCGAUCUAAUUUUCAAUCAAACUGCACUAUUGGGCCACGAGAUUCUACAUGUAUAAAAAAAGUGGUAACUUUGGACCCUCGAAAUUCAAUACCGGUAUAUGAGUAGGAAAAUUCUUAUCUACUCCUCCCCUAUAAUAUUGACAGCUGUACAAGUAACUUUGUUCCAACUGUCAUUUCACAGAAACAAUGCUACAAGUAUUAUGUUUAUUCAUUUGAGUAUCAAAUCGUUUUAUCUAUAGAAAAUUUGUCUGACCAUAAAAAUUUGUUCGCAUUUUAAAUGUAUUCACCCAACCUAAAUUCUGCAUAUUUUAUAAUGUUUUCAGAUGUUUAUUGACAAUUUGUGUAAGUGAAUAGUUUUGUAAUGAGUGAGAACACAUUGCGGUUAUCAGUAUCAACGUUUCCUUUGUGCCACUGAAAAAUAGUAAACGGCAGAAGUGGAGGUGAGUGCCUUGACGGUGUAGUAAAAAAACCUUCUUGUGUGAUAUGUGAUCACCAUCUUGUCAGGCCGUUAUAUUAAGUGCCACCUAUAUAAGGACUGGGAUAAUUGACUAAGGUCGUCAGGGGAAGAAAUAGAUUUUACUCGAUUGUACGUCAUCGAUUGAACGGUUAUACGUCGGUUACACAUAUGUGGCGUCGAUGAGUAUAUAUAUAUAUAAAUGUAUAUAUAUUGCCAAAGCAUUUGACAGUU